CAGACGAGUGUAAUGUAACACGUAACCUAACGCGUAAUGCAAGGCGAAUUCUUUGUGUGGACGCUACUACGAGCAUUACAUGUAACGCUCGCCCAACCGUUCGACCGGAUCCAUCGGGGUGUCGGUUUUUUGUGCGAACACAAAGGCGCUCGCAGUUCUCGUUUGGACGGCGUUCGUGACAGUUGUGCAGUGUGGACGUUCAUGAUGUGGAGUGACGAACAGUCGCUUGAACUUAUUGGUUUAUACCAAGGAAAACCAGAAAUUUGGAAUCCUAAAAACCCGGAUUAUUUCAAAAAAAAUCUGAAAAACGAUGCAUGGAGUGAAAUUGCCCUUUCAUUGGGAAGAGAAGUAGAAGAAUGCAAGAACAAAAUUAUUAGUUUGCUGGCUUCACAUCGAAGGGAAAGAGGGAAAGUAAAGAAGAGUCAAGGUACCGGAACAGGUGUUGAUGAAACAUACAAAAGUACAUGGUUUGCUUACGAGGCGCUCGCAUUUUUAGGGGACAGAAAUAACCCAAGAAAACGUCUUAAUACUGAGGUAACUGCAUACAGCUUGUCUUUUUGGAUGAAAAAAAGAAAAAAAAUCCACUUAACAAUACGUACUCUGCCAAGAAACUUUGCCCUCUUCUAGAAAAUAGUCAGUAAACUCAAUUCUGAUUUGUU
Molecule: messenger RNA, 659 nt
Organism: Cimex lectularius (bed bug)
Lineage: Eukaryota; Metazoa; Arthropoda; Insecta; Hemiptera; Cimicidae
Exons: 2
Coding region: 37-627 (196 amino acids)
Source: RefSeq, a predicted model, not a curated record